This is a messenger RNA of Penicillium longicatenatum, 1548 nucleotides long. RefSeq lists its product as uncharacterized. Lineage: Eukaryota; Fungi; Ascomycota; Eurotiomycetes; Eurotiales; Aspergillaceae. Gene Ontology annotation, molecular function: dipeptide transmembrane transporter activity; allantoate transmembrane transporter activity. The transcript is spliced from 3 exons. Gene Ontology annotation, cellular component: plasma membrane. The annotation marks the transcript as partial. The record is from RefSeq and is a predicted model, not a curated record. Gene Ontology annotation, biological process: allantoate transport; tripeptide transport; transmembrane transport.
UUUGCAUUGGAUAGCCAAUUCUCAACGGCAGACAUGGCGGAAUCGAGCACAAGUCCCGCCGUGGAACAGGCGAUGGACAACAGCAUCGCAAAACGCGUUCUGCGAAAGAUCGACAGACGAUUAGUUCCGCUCAUGUUUAUUACUUAUAUGUUGAACUUUAUGGACAAAACAAUCUUGUCCAGCGCGUCCGUGUUUGGGCUUAAAGAUGACACAGGAUUGGUUGGCCAGCAAUAUAGCUGGGUUUCGUCCGUUUUCUACUUUGGUUAUUUGGGCUGGUCCUAUCCAACGACUUUUUUGAUUGCCCGCCUGCCAACUGGUAAAUACUUGACAGUCAACACUCUUCUUUGGGGAGCAGUGGUGGCUCUCACAGCGGCAUGCAGCAACUUUGGGGGUCUCAUCACUGUUCGAUUUUUGCUGGGCAUUGCGGAGGCGACGACUACGCCCGCUUUCAUGUUUAUUACAUCCACAUGGUACACUCGUGAUGAGAUUCCUACCAGAACAGGGAUAUGGUUUGCUGGAAAUAGCAUGGGCGGCAUAGUCUCGAGUCUUCUCGCUUACGGACUAGGACAUAUCAACGAUAGCGUUGGUCCAUGGAGAUGGAUGUUUAUUGUGCUUGGUCUGUUGACAUUCCUAUGGGGCUUCGUGGUGUGGUUCCUACUCCCAGACUCUAUUUCAAAGGCCAAAUUUCUUUCUGAAGAAGAACGUAAACUUGCGACCAAUAGGGUGCUGGUCGCUGGAACAGGAACUACAGAAGAGACAGUCUGGAAGUGGGACCAGGUUGUCGAGUGCCUUGUGGACCCAAAAACGUGGCUUAUCUUCGGUCUGGAACUCUUGACUCAGAUUCCCAAUGGAGGCACCCAGAAUUUUUCGAAUCUUGUCAUCGUAUCCUUCGGCUUCACGAGCCUUCAGUCUACUCUGAUAAACAUUCCAUACUCGCUAAUUACAGUUGCUACCAUCAUGGGCACAGGCUGGCUUGCGGGUCGGUUCCGCCAACUCAACUGCCUCUUAAUAAUCGCCGUCGUUAUUCCCUGCGUUAUCGGCAGUGCAAUCAUUUACUCCCGUGCUCAUGUUGUUCUAGGCGUUCAACUCUUCGGAUAUUUCUUGCUUUCUACUGGGUCUGCAGCAAUGCCUCUUGCCAUGUCGCUUGUGCAGGCCAACUACCGCGGUGUUACCAAAAAGAUGACAGUGACGGCUCUACUUUUCAUGGCAUAUUGCGCUGGAAAUAUUUCGGGCCCCCAAUUCUUCCUUACUAGCGAGGCACCCACAUAUGGAACCGCAUUCCGCACUAUCAUGAUUUGUUACGCUCUCACCAUCGUACUCGCAUUAUGUUUGCGGUUCUACCUGCAAUGGAUGAACGCAAAACGUGUGCGCUUAGAAGGGUUCCAAGGAAGCGCUGGAAAUGCGGGUGCUGUUGGUGGUGGGAAGUUGCUAGACGGAGACAAUCAUUCGCAAAAUGUGGGCGACAUGGUGAAUCAGGUGCAGCUGGUCUCUGACGAUUAUGAGGAUAUCACGGACUGGAAGACGCCAGGUUUCAGAUACCGAUAUUAG